AUGGCACCCGCACGCUUCGAAGCUGAGGACGUCGACCCGUCUCCCCUCGGCCAGCCUCUCAAGUUUGAGUUCAGCGGGCACACCGCCAAGAACCGCUUCAUGAAGGCAGCCAUGACAGAGCGCCUCUCGACCUGGGAUCCCGUGAACAUCGAGAAGCGUGGCGUCCCGAAGCCGGAGCUCAUCAACGUGUACCGCCGCUGGGGCGAGGGCGGCUACGGCGUGAUCCUCUCCGGCAACGUCAUGAUCGAGUAUGAUCACCUCGAGGCCCCUGGAAACCCCAUCAUCCCUUACGGCGCCCCCUUCGAGGGCGAGAGGUUCGAGGCGUUCCGGGAGCUGGCCGCUGCGGGCAAGAAGGAGGGCUCGCUGUUCCUGGCGCAGGUGUCGCAUCCAGGACGGCAGGUUGUCGAAGCCGUUCAGCCGCAUCCAAUCUCGGCCAGUGAUGUCCAACUCGAGGGCGAGGUCAUGGGAAUGACGUUUGCGAAGCCACGGGCCAUGGAGAAGAAGGACAUCGAACGUGUGGUGGAAGGUUUUGCGCAUGCGGCUGAAUAUGCCCAGAAGGCAGGUUUUGAUGGAAUCCAGCUUCACGGUGCCCACGGCUAUCUCCUGGCCCAAUUCCUGGCCCCGUCGACCAAUAAGCGCACAGAUGAGUAUGGAGGCUCGCUGCGGAACCGAGCACGCAUCAUCCUGGAGAUUGCGGACGCCAUCAAGGCCCGCGUCAAGGGCAAGCCUUUCACCCUCGGCAUCAAGAUCAACAGCGUCGAGUUUCAGAAGGGCGGUUUCUCCACUGAGGACUGCGCCGAGCUGUGCGAGGAGCUGGAGAAGCACGGAUUCGACUUCGUCGAGCUCUCGGGAGGCACGUACGAGGAGCUCGCCUUCAGUCACAAGAAGGAGUCCACCAAGAAGCGAGAAGCCUUCUUCCUCGAGUUUGCCGAUAUGAUCGCCCCGCGCCUCCACAAGACCAAGACGUAUGUUGUCGGCGGCUUGAGGACGGCCAAGGGGAUGAUCAAGGCGCUGGAUAGCGUCCAGGGCGUCUCUUUGGGACGACCGACUGCGCACGAGUUCGACCUGCCCAAGAAAAUCCUCGAGGGCAAGGCCAAGAGCGCAAUCCAAUAUAAGAUCGACGAGCAGAACUUUGGUGUUACCAACGUGGCUGCGGGUACCCAGAUUCGCUUGGUCGGAAAUGAUAAAGAGCCGCUUGACCUGUCUCAAGAGAAGCAGCUCGAGGUCUUUAUGCAGUCGCUGCAACAAUGGUCCGAAAUCAUGGCCAAUAAUAAGGAUGGGUCAAAGUACGGAUUCGUUGACAUUGAAGGGCUCGAGCUUCAGCCUUUCGGUACGCCUUACGUGGCGUAA
This is a messenger RNA of Cryphonectria parasitica EP155, 1350 nucleotides long. Its product is annotated as FMN-linked oxidoreductase. Bases 1 to 1350 code for a protein of 449 amino acids. Lineage: Eukaryota; Fungi; Ascomycota; Sordariomycetes; Diaporthales; Cryphonectriaceae. The record is from RefSeq and is a predicted model, not a curated record. The transcript has 3 exons. Gene Ontology annotation, molecular function: FMN binding; oxidoreductase activity.